GUUAUAUGUUUCCGAGAGUAUGCAAACUGGCAAGAAUUGACAGUUUUCUUCUAUUUUGUAGUAAUAGUUUUGUGCUUUAGCACACUUUCUUAAACCACAGAAUACCCUCUGGAUAAGAAUGUUUUCAAAGAAGUACCUAAAAUAUGAGCAUUUAAAUAACUGUAGAGGGUAUAGAAACAUUUUUGCCAGUGUGGUUGAUUGAGCUUUCAUAGACUGCUCAAAAUUGAACAGUAAUUUUAACAAUAGUGAAGAAAUUUAGGGAAUGGGGAAUCUCUUUGGAUGUACUUAAAGAAUAAUUGGUUUUCCUUGUACUUUGUCUUCCUAAUAUUGCUUUGAUAGUGAAUUAACAUUACAGAGUUCAGUGAAACCUUGUCUUUGUCCUAGGUUCAUAGAAAGUUUAACUGUUACUGGAUCAUGCUAGAUACCAAAAAGGAAACUUAGUGUUCUUUCUCUUAACCAGUUAUUCUUAGCUGUUUGAUGUACGGCACCUAGAGGCCUUGAACUAGGAUUCCCCAGGCUGUAUUCUACCUACAGAAUCUGUCAGGUGAAGGUAUAUAUAUAUUUUUUAAUUUGGCUAGAAGCAAUUUAUUUUUAAAGAAAGUAUGUCUCCUCUGAAGAUACAUGGUCCUAUCAGAAUUCGAAGUAUGCAGACUGGGAUUACAAAAUGGAAAGAAGGAUCCUUUGAAGUUGUGGAAAAAGAGAAUAAAGUCAGCCUAGUAGUUCACUACAAUACUGGAGGAAUUCCAAGGAUAUUUCAGCUAAGUCAUAACAUUAAAAAUGUGGUGCUUCGACCCAGUGGAGCAAAACAAAGCCGCCUAAUGUUAACUCUACAAGAUAACAGCUUCUUGUCUAUUGAUAAAGUACCAAGUAAGGAUGCAGAGGAAAUGAGGUUGUUUCUAGAUGCAGUUCAUCAAAACAGACUUAAUGCAGCCAUGAAACCUUCUCAGGGUUCUGGUAGUUUUGGAGCUAUUCUGGGCAGCAGGACCUCACAGAAGGAAACCAACAGGCAGCUCUCUUACUCAGACAAUCAGGUCUCUUCAAAAAGAGGAAGUUUGGAAACUAAAGAUGAUAUUCCAUUUCGAAAAGUUCUUGGUAAUCCAGGUAGAGGAUCGAUUAAGGCCGCAGCAGGAAGUGGAGUAACUGCUACCCGGACAGUUCCCUCUUUGACAUCUACAUCCACACCUCUUAGAUCAGGGUUAUUAGAAAAUAGGACUGAAAAGAGGAAAAGAAUGCUAUCAUCUGGCUCAGAGCUGAAUGAAGAUUACCCUAAAGAAAAUGAUUCAUCGUCGAACAACAAGGCUAUGACAGAUCCCUCAAGAAAGUAUUUAACCAGCAGUAGAGAGAAGCAGCUGAGUUUGAAACAGUCAGAAGAGAAUAGGACAUCAGGGCUUUUACCUUUGCAGUCAUCAUCUUUUUAUGGUAGCAGAGCUGCAUCCAAGGACUACUCUCCUGGCAGCACUAACCUAGACAGGACUAAUAUUACAAGCCAAACUCCCUCUGCCAAAAGAAGUUUGGGAUUUCUUCCUCAGCCAGCUCCUCUUUCUGUUAAAAAACUGAGGUGUAACCAGGAUUACACCGGCUGGAACAAACCAAGAGUGCCCCUUUCCUCUCACCAACAGCAGCAACUGCAGGGCUUCUCCAAUUUGGGAAAUACCUGCUAUAUGAAUGCUAUUUUACAGUCUCUGUUUUCACUCCAAUCAUUUGCAAAUGACUUGCUCAAGCAAGGUAUCCCAUGGAAGAAAAUUCCACUCAACGCACUCAUCAGGCGCUUUGCACACUUGCUUGUUAAAAAAGAUAUCUGUAAUUCAGAGACGAAAAAAGAUUUACUCAAGAAGGUUAAAAAUGCCAUUUCAGCUACAGCAGAGAGAUUCUCUGGUUAUAUGCAGAAUGAUGCUCAUGAAUUUUUAAGUCAGUGCUUAGACCAGCUGAAAGAGGAUAUGGAAAAAUUAAAUAAAACCUGGAAGACUGAACCUGUUCCUGGAGAAGAAAAUUCACCAGAUAUUUCAGCUACUAGAGUAUACACUUGCCCUGUUAUUAGUAAUUUGGAGUUUGAAGUUCAGCACUCCAUCAUCUGUAAAGCAUGUGGAGAGAUUAUUCCCAAAAGAGAACAGUUUAAUGACCUCUCCAUUGACCUUCCUCGAAGGAAAAAGCCACUCCCUCCUCGUUCAAUUCAAGAUUCCCUUGAUCUUUUCUUUAGGGCAGAAGAACUUGAGUAUUCCUGUGAGAAGUGUGGUGGGAAAUGUGCUCUUGUCAGGCACAAAUUUAACAGGCUACCCAGGAUCCUCAUUCUUCAUUUGAAACGAUAUAGCUUCAAUGUUGCUCUCUCACUUAACAACAAGAUUGGGCAGCAAGUCAUCAUUCCAAGAUACCUGACCCUCUCAUCUCAUUGCACUGAAAAUACAAAACCACCCUUCAACCUUGGUUGGAGUGCACAAAUGGCAAUUUCUAGACCAUUGAAAGCCUCUCAAAUGGUGAAUUCCUGCAUCACCAGCCCUUCUACACCUUCAAAGAAUUUCACCUUCAAAUCCAAGAACUCCUUGGCUUUAUGCCUUGAUUCAGACAGUGAAGAUGAGCUUAAACGCUCUGUGGCCCUUAGCCAGAGACUUUGUGAAAUGUCAGGCAGUGAACAGCAGCAGGAAGACCUGGAAAAGGAUUCAAAAUCUUGCAGACUAGAACCUGGUAAGUCUGAAUUGGAAAACUCAGGAUUUGACGGAAUGAGUGAAGAAGAGCUUCUAGCAGCUGUUUUAGAGAUAAGUAAAAGAGAAGCUUCACCACCUCUCAGUCAUGAAGAUGAUGAUAAACCAACCAGCAGCCCUGAUACCGGAUUUGCAGAAGAUGAUAUUCAAGAAAUGUCUGAAAAUCCAGACCCUGUGGAAACUGAGAAGCCAAAAACAGUCACAGAGCCCGAUCCUGCCAGUUUUACCGAGAUAACUAAAGACUGUGAUGAGAAUAAAGAAAACAAAACUCCAGAAGGAACUCAAGGAGAGGUUGAUUGGCUCCAGCAGUAUGAUAUGGAGCGUGAAAGGGAGGAACAAGAGCUUCAGCAGGCAUUGGCUCAGAGCCUUCAAGAGCAAGAGGCUUGGGAACAGAAAGAAGAUGAUGACCUCAAAAGAGCUACGGAGUUAAGUCUUCAAGAGUUUAACAACUCUUUUCUGGAUUCAGUGGGCUCUGAUGAGGACUCUGGAAAUGAGGAUGUUUUAGAUAUGGAGUAUACAGAAGCUGAAGCUGAGGAACUGAAAAGAAAUGCUGAGACAGGAAAUCUUCCUCAUUCCUAUCGGCUCAUCAGUGUUGUCAGUCACAUUGGUAGCACUUCUUCUUCAGGUCAUUACAUUAGUGAUGUGUACGACAUUAAGAAGCAGGCUUGGUUUACUUAUAAUGACCUAGAGGUAUCUAAAAUCCAAGAGGCUUCUGUGCAGAGUGAUCGAGAUCGAAGUGGUUACAUCUUCUUUUAUAUGCACAAGGAGAUCUUUGAUGAGCUGCUGGAAACAGAAAAGACCUCUCAGGCACUUAGCAUGGAAGUGGGAAAGACCACUCGUCAGGCUUCAUGAGGAACAAACUCCUGGGUUGGCAGUGUGCACUGCAUAUUCUCUCUUACUGCCACCCACUUCUCUUUCCUCUGCCCGAGGAGAAUUUAGAACUCUACUUGAUGCGGGAGCAACAAACAGCUCAGGGCCAAACCAAAAGACGAAAAUUGCAAUUCUGCAGAACGCUCCAUAUUAAUUGUUUUAUGGAAACUUUGGUCUCACAUCUGUAGCUUAUUAUCCUUUUUUUCUCCUACAAGAGUGGCACUUCCUUUUGUCUUAGGAAUACAUGUUGUAAAUAUAUAUAUAUGUACAUACACACACACACAUAUAUGUGGAAUGAAUGGAGCCUUAAAGAGUUAGGAUAGCCCACCAGAGUAUGCCUGCUCAGAAUUAAUAGCACAGCAGUUUGGAAACUAAAUGAAGUUGUCAAAGAGUCCAUUCACCUGAAAAAUGUGUGAAGAUAUACAUAUCAUUUGGCAUUUAGCUUUUAUGUUCCUUGAGUAGUUUCACUCACGUUUGUAAUCUUUCAUGUGUGUUUCCUAUUAGUAAAGUUCACUGGAAAGCCAGCUCUCCAUGUUACACUAAUGACAGUUUGUCCUCCUGACAAAGGAGGGACAUUUCUGCCACCUGACUUGAGGAGCUUUUUUAAAAAAAUUAUUUCAUGGAUUCGUAAUGCUUUUGCUGUUUACAUGCAGUCCCAAGAAAUGGAUUGUUGGUGCUUUGGAAUGUGUUAUGUUCCCACAUUUGGUAUUCAUUGUACACUUUGUAUUUUCUUUAAAGAGAUUCCUUCACACAGUAUUUUCAUUGUAUAUCAUCUAUAUUAUUACCAUGGUGAAGAUAGAAUCUUUUAUUUUUCUUCUGUGUCAUUCUUCCAUGGAGCAAGCAUUACCCUAACAGACUGCAGCCAAAACUUUAAGAGGUAGGAAAGUGAUGUUGUCCCAAUUGGGACUCCCCUACAAGAUUACCUAGAGAAUAUGAAGAAUGCUAGCAUCUCUGUCUCCCAUACAUAGUGAGGUCAGGAGGAGUAUUCUUGUGUUAAAGCUGAAACUCUGGACCACUAAAGCUGAAAGCCCUGCUUCAAGGGUGAAAUUAAGCACAUGAGCUAUAGGAUAAAGCUUAAACAUAUAACCAUUUGCUGUCUGGCUUUGCCCUUAAAACAGGAUGAGAAUUAAAAUAUCAUUGGUUUAAGUAAUUCCAAGAACUAACAAAUAACAAAGGUGCAUAAUUACUUUUUAGGUGCUUUGAGUUGAGGUUAAAUGGGCUCAACAUUAAGUGCUAUGUUAGUCACUCAGCUGACAUAACCAGCUUGGUUAAGCAGCUUGUGAAACCAUAUAAAGAAUGAGUUUGAGAGUAGAAUUUUGUUCCUAAAAUAAUUUUGUGAGCCCUGGAAUCAUUAGGAUCACACAGAGUUAAGUAUAGCAAAAUGAAACCUUCAACAUUUUCUUUCAUUUUUAAGUCCAACAUCACAGAAGAUGUAACAUUUUUUCUGGAAGGUUGCCUUAAGAGAGCUCCAGCCCUACUCUUGAAACUUGGAUGUGUUCUGACAUAGUAACCUAUUCUAAAAUAUUGAAUCUUUGAAUUGUAAAUGGCCCUAGCACUUUUGCUUAACUACUGAUAAAAGCUUUGUCUCCUACCAUUUACCUACCUGUUAAGGUAGUGAACCUUCCAAAGUGGUACGGUGGUAGGAUAUGCAGGAGUAGUAUAGAGCAGAGGAAAAUACUUGUUUAAAAAACUAGCUUUAAAAUUUUUGUUUAUUUCCACUGGGGAGCCAUUUUAUUUUUUUCAUGGAAAUAACUGGUUUUCUCAUAUGUGAGUGAAGUGAUAAUCAAAUUCUUUAGCUGUUUAUUACUUCUCUGUGUCUGUAUUUGAGAGCUUUUGAGAGAUGCUGUUAAAAAUGAUUGGGAUGAUUUGACAUGAGUGGGUGCAUUUAGGGCAUUUAAACAAAUAGAUGUAAUGCCAUAAACCUAGGUUGCCCAUGAAGUACCCUCGUUUGACUUGCUUUUCAUAGCUUGUGUGUGUGUAUGGUUUACAAGUACACUUGGCUUGAACCUAAUUUGAUUUGCUCUUCAUGUCUUAGGCAGGAAUUAUUAGUUGAAAAAAGUAGAUGAAUUAUGUCACUGCUCAUAUACUUGCAAGUUUGGGACUUGAAAUUUCCUUGAUGUCUGUCCAUUGUUUUGGCCUGGUCAGCCUUCCUCUCUCCCUUCACUCCUUCAACUAUUACCCCUUUCACUACAGAGUUACUUUCUCAUUUUGGUUCAGUGAAGGAUUAAUGACUAUACAUGGAGAGUUCAGCUGGACCAUGUUGAUGGAGUUUGUUGUUUUUUUCAGCUGACUGUAUAUAUUUAAAAAUUACAAGUAGAUAAUAUUUUUUGUGCAGUUUGCUCAGAAUUGGGGAAUGGGGCAUUUGGCAUGUUGGUGCCUGAAAGGGACAAGUUAGAUAGGGACAGAGAGCUUCAGUUCCAGGCAGCUUGCACAAUAACUAAUAUUCCUAUUGAAAAUACCAAAUAUGUUACUUUAAAUGACUUUGAAUUGGAACUUGACAGUUCUUAGUUCUACACACAACUGAUCUUAAUUGGAAUUUUUUGGAAGGGAAAGCUAAACUAAAACUUGUUGAUUAUUAUCACCUAAUAUUAUUACAGAGGAUUGGAAAGUUGCAUGUGCCAGGUGCUGCUAUCACUUUAGAAGCCCUGACUAUAAUUUAGGCCUAUAAGGAGAUAGAUUCUGUUUUGUAGGGAAUAUAUUUAUGUGUACAGACUCAGAAGUUCUGUUUCAGCAGGAUAGAAUAAGAAGCAAGUCCAUGAAUUAUUCUUCUAUUUAUAUUUUGAUUCCAAGAGCUACUUGUUUACUUGCCAUGGUCUGUUAAUUUCAGGCCUAACUUAAUGGCUCAAUAACAAAUGUAAAUGUGUUUACAUUUUAAGAAGUAUGCAGUGAUACUUAAAGAUCAGUUUAUUAACUCUGGGAGGCAAAUACUAGACUAGAUAUUUCUUUAUUUCUCUCCUUGAUCAAGUGUAAAAUUCUUCUAAAAGAGAAACUUUAAGAAUUAAAACGUCAGCAAGUGAAUUCAUGAAUUUACCUAUUCUUCCAUAUUGCAGUUACCAUUAUGUAACUCUAUAAAUAUAGCUCUACACAUGUAUAGCUAGUUGUAUAAUGAAAAUUAUUCGGAAACACCUAAAUUAAAGAGAUUCUUGGCAGUAUCUCGUAUGUAGUGGAGCAUUCUGAGUGUAGAGAGAGCAUGGGCGUUGAAAACAUACAGGAGAAAAAGGUAGUUUGUAAACUCAUUUGUGAUCUACUGAACAGAGAUAAUAUUAAAACAAAUAAAAAUAUUACCCUUUUUCCUCUUUCUUCUCUGUCUAAAUCGACUACAGUGGAUGCUCUUGGUCAUCCAGCCAUUUUUGCCCUUUUGUUUCAAAUCAGGGAAACAGAGCUGGAUCUCCAAGUACGUGUGGAUCUUGUGUAUACCUGGAGAUUUUUAGAAAAAUCAACACCCAGUACUAGAUGCAAGUCACAUAAAAGUGUCCCCCCCCAGAACAGAAACAUCUUUUUCCUCCUCCCCAUCUUGCUUUACACCGAGUAAUGCUCUUUAAGUGUGUACAAAAACUAAACAGAUUUCUGCCCUCUAACAUCUUUCUAGUGCAUUACUUCAAAAUUCUAAUUUUGUCUCUAUCAAUGUCUUAUUAACAUCUGAAAAAAGAUAUAUAUUUAUUUUAUUGGAAAACUAUGGUUUGUUAGGCCUUGAGAGUUUCGUGACAGGUUUCUUUUGCGGUGUCUCACCACGACCACUGACUUCUUUAUGGCAUGCUUUGAUUACUAAACUUCAGGCAGUCUCUUUUGUUGUAUCAUAUUUACACACAAUUAGUGUUUUCCUUUCCAUGUGUACUAUGUGUCUGAGGUUUUGAAGUUUUUAAUAAAAAAUGUGCCAGUAUGAAUACAAGCAGUUGAUUUCAGUAAUUUGGACUUAAAGUGCAGAGGUUUGAAGUAGAGACGUGUCCACUGGUGUCAGAAUAGAGUGGAUGAGGGUCUGCAUCAGGACUGGAGUUCAUUAGGUCCAAUGCCAAAACAGAAGAGCAGUCAUCUGAAGUGGUCUGUUUCAAGAACAGAAUGGGUGGAAGAGUGAGACACAGUGGUUGUACACACCUCUCGUCUUUAGGUUUCCCUCUCUCUCUUUUCCUUCCAUCCCCAUCUUCUCUGGCCUAUUGUCAGUGUUGUUUAUUUAUGCUAUGGAGAGGAGAACAGAAGUAAGCUUCCUACACUUUGCCUAGUUGAGCCACUACUAGGUUUGCUGGCAGCUUUGGCCACAUUAUUUGUGAGGUGAUUUUCUUUCUUUGUGUUCAGAGUGACUUUUGAUUCUGAUUCUUUAUGUUGUUUUGUAUGGAGCGGCACUUUAUCUGUGUUUUAGCAGAACUGUUCCUCUGUACCCUGUACGGUUUUUGUUUCCUUUUUAAAUUAUGCAUAGAGUUUUUUGUGUGUGAAAUUAAAGCCUUUAUUAAUGUUG
Messenger RNA from Orcinus orca (killer whale), 8016 nucleotides. RefSeq names its product ubiquitin specific peptidase 37 (gene USP37). Gene Ontology annotation, biological process: protein deubiquitination. Lineage: Eukaryota; Metazoa; Chordata; Mammalia; Artiodactyla; Delphinidae. Gene Ontology annotation, molecular function: cysteine-type deubiquitinase activity. The transcript has 25 exons. Bases 603 to 3548 code for a protein of 981 amino acids. The record is from RefSeq and is a predicted model, not a curated record.